Messenger RNA from Sabethes cyaneus, 3540 nucleotides. RefSeq lists its product as uncharacterized. The transcript has 6 exons. NCBI's taxonomy places the organism in Eukaryota, Metazoa, Arthropoda, Insecta, Diptera, Culicidae. The record is from RefSeq and is a predicted model, not a curated record. The coding region runs from base 313 to 3540 and encodes 1075 amino acids. Gene Ontology annotation, molecular function: protein binding; catalytic activity.
ACAAAGUGAGCUGCUGAUUAAUUCCCGUACAAAAAUAUUAAAUACUUCGAGAAAAAUACCGUUGGACGACAAUUAUAAAACGAAUAAAUAGCUGCUGUUACCUCCUUUUUUCGCGGUCAUCUUAGUUAACAUUUAGUAACGAAGAUUGCCUGAACAGAAUAGCAAAAGGCCACAAAUUUGGACUCGAUGGUAUUACGCAAACAGCUACUGUGUCACUCGAAGCAAUCGUUGGAACUGCCUAACUACCUACGGUACUUGAAGGCUUGGAGCUAAACAUUCGAGGCAGCAGGGGUGAACUAGACAACAAACGUGAUGGAGAUAAAUGAGUAUGCUAGUAUACAGCUUCCGGAGCAAACUAAUCUACCAUUUGCCAUAUCCGGUUCGGGCGAAUAUUAUGUAGUAUCGGCUAAAGGCGGUAUACAGGUUCUGCAACUCAAAUACAAACACAUUAAGGAGGAUUCUACGAUUAACUAUAACUUAAGCCGCUUAGAGUGCUCAAAAAGUAAACCCACCGGUCAGCUGUUGACUAAAGAAAUUGACUUGUACAACAAUAGUAACCGCGAACAGCGUAUUAAAAUUAUGCUGGAUCAAACAGUGAUUCCUAACAUUGCCACCUUGUAUAUUAAUAACAUUUUAGCGAAUGUUUCACCGCCAGGUAUUUUCGCAGAUUAUAACGUAUGCCUAGUUGCGCAUUUAACCAACCUUGGACAGUUAACGCUACAUCGUUACAAUAGAGAAGCUGCCGAAUGGGGCACCUAUCUUGAUAUUUCCACCCUUUGGGUUGCGCACCUUUACGACGGUAACAUCAUCAAUAGAUACGACCGUCUGGAACCGAUGGUAAAGGAAGUCCUGAUUACGACGUUUUGCUGGCGAGAUCAAACUUUUCGGCAGGUGGCUCAUUUGGCGGUUGGAACUAAAUCGGGAAAAGUAGCUAUCUGCAGUCUUUAUUCAGAUAAUGUUCGCAUUGAGCAUGUGAUAAAAUUAUCAGAUGCUGUAAGAGUACUCAAAUGGAUAACAAUCUCAGAAGACCGAAAUUUGCUAUUAGUGGGGUUAUUGAAUGGAAAAAUAGCUGCACUCAGCUUCCACACUCAAUCAGACGCAACGGUUACCGAUUUUGUAAAGUUAAAUGAUGUUUGGAACGACGAGGAUUACCUUACUGCCAGUAAUAUACAGUACGAGAUAGAUCAAGUCAACCAGAGGAUCUUGGUGUUAGUCGUCAAGGGAACGCAUCUGCUAGCCUUUUUAUGCAGCUUUAAUGGCGAGAUAAGCACGGUCGCGAUUCAAAACCUAAACAGUUUUAUGAUUACAGGAACAAUCUUCUGCUGCCAUAUUAAAACGAUCAAAACGAAUCAAAUAGUAAUCGAUCUCAGUACCAUGAAAACCGAUCUUCCAAUCAGUAAAUUUUCAAUUUACGGUGUAACAGCAACUAGCAACCGAGCCUGCUGGAUGUUUGUUGGCUAUCCAUCAAAAAGUUUUGAUCGUUUAAGCUUACGCACACCCACAGUUGUAUUCUUCUGUAGAAUCAGCGGAAGAGAACCACUUAAAAUAUUGCUUGAAAAUCCGAGCUUAAGACUUACUGAAUACUACGACUGCGCUGAAGUCAUUCGAUACAGUGGUAAUCGUGAUACGCAAACAUUGAAAGAGCUAGAAGCUCUAUCGUCAACUCGAGCAAGAGUAGACGAUGCUUAUGCAUAUCAUUUAAAGUUACAGUUAAUUCAGCUCGGAGCUAAGUUUAGUUACUUUAAGAAACGUUGCUUAUCGAUUGCUGACAUCCUUUGCAAUCAGUCACAGUUUGUCGCAACAGUAAUCGAAAUUUUACAUGCAGCCAAAGUGAUAUACUAUUUUCUUUACAUACGACAAACGUUCAAUCUGCAACUGAGCUAUAUGCAACUGCUAUCCGUACGAUGCUUGCGCAAUUUCAUGAGAGAUUUUGUGGAGGAUAGUUUUCCGGGAGAUUUCGAGCAUGUUCACAUUGCAUUGAAACCAGUGAUGGAGGAAGUCAUCGGGCACGCGAAUGAGAUACUGUCCGGAGCGUCCCAGAAACCGUUGCAGGAAGAGUGUACAUUUUGUGGAGAACGUAUCGCAUACGAGAAGCAGACAUGUUCAGAGUCGCAUCAGACUUUUCGGUGUUCGCUAACCAAGCAACAAAUCCCAGUGCAGAAAGUAGAAACUGUGUGCGAAAUGUGCGACCGGUCUUCACUGGAUGUGGAACUGCUGGCGGAGAUUUUCUACACUGACGGUGGACACCUUUCCGUGUACUACCGCACCUUUCCGUGUACUACCGCUACUGUUGCGUGUGUGAUCGGCCUCGAGGAUGGAGCAAAUGUCUUAAUUGAUGAACAAAUUGCCCCUGCGGACUCGCCUCACACUGUCACCGAUUCAACUUACUCUGGAUGCGCACCGACUGGAUCUGGCCCGGGGCGCACUGAUUUAAGCAAAUUGGAAGCCCCUAAUCCGCUCAUCACAGUCGUGCCACUGCAGCCAGCGAUCAUCAGCCGUCCCGGUCCUGUGUAUGAGUACGGAGAAGGGGUCUUCCAGCUUGCUAGCAUGGGCAAGUAUAAUUCUAUCGAUUGCAAUUCGACACCUGAUUUCCCCGAACCUUCCAGACAUUCACAUGCCAAUCCUCACCAACUUGACUAUGACGCUGCUGGACUUCGGAUACUGUAUCAAAAUGUCCGUGGCCUUCGGACUAAAAUAGACGAAUUCUUUUUGGCUGCAACCGAAUGUGAUUACGAUGUCAUGGUAUUGACUGAAACGUGGUUAGAUGAUCAUAUUCACUCUGUGCAGCUGUUUGGUAACCUUUUUAACGUGUAUCGUUGCGAUCGCAAUCGCAAUAACAGUAAUAAGACACGCGGCGGAGGAGUUUUGAUUGCUGUCUCAACCCGACUGAUUAGCUUUGUUCAUCCUACGCCGGUUUGUGACACAAUUGAACAACUGUGGGUAAUAAUCACAACACCAAUUCGCAAAAUCAAUGUCGGUGUAAUGUAUCUGCCCCCUGAUCGCCGAAACGACGUCAACGCUAUUGAGCUGCAUGUGUGUUCCAUCAGCUCGAUUAUGUCUCGUUUGCAGUCUGCUGACUUUUCAUUGUUACUCGGCGACUACAACCAGCCGGGAUUGCGAUGGAUUCGAUCGAACAAUAAUGUGCCUGCUAUCGACUACCUCCAUUCAAAUAUUUCGCCUGCCAGCUCCGGCUUAUUGGAUGGUUUCAACCUGCAUGGUCUAACUCAAAUCAAUUAUGUGACAAAUAGCAACGAUCGUCUUCUUGAUUUGGUACUAACUAACAAUGUUACUUUGUGUGAGCUGUUUGAGGCUGUCGAGCCACUUGUACCUCUUGACUCUAAUCACCCGGCACUGAUUAUAACGGUACACCAAACCUUGCCGGUUCAAUUUGAAGAUACUCCAGUGGAAACGUGUUUAGACUUUCGCAGAGCAGACUUUGAUUCUAUAAGUAUUGCCAUCUCACAAAUUGAUUGGCGAUUUUUGGAACUUAAUCCUGCUCUCGAUGAUGCUAUCACCGUUGCGCAAACCACCGUGGUCUAA